GAGCGAGAAAGGCUUUUUCGGGGCAAAGCAACCGACUGGCCACUUCGCUUGGAUGGAGCUCGGCAGAUUUUGCGCGUUUUGCCGUGCGUUUUGAAUUUUCUUUUCUUUUUUUUUUUUUGAAACAUAUAUAUUUUUUAAUUCCUCCAAUGUUUCGUUUACAAACCACCGGCUAGCUUUUAGCUCCGUUUCGGCGAGACUGCAUGAUUUUUGUUGUGUUGCUGGCUAGUUUGGCUGUAAUGCUAGUUCGCUAGUUAGCUUUGUUGCUAUAAAAAAAAAAGAAAGAAAAAAAAGAAAAACCUCAUAGAGGUAGAAAGAAAGCUUUGUGCAGGAGUCGGGUUCAUUUUUUUAUUCCUAUUUUUCUUCGUUGUGUUUUUGUGCUGCGUAUUUUUCCCGUUUUUUUCUUACUAUUAUAGACAAUUGGAAACGCUCCAUAACCGUUUUGCGUUGGAGAAAGUGAACGCAGCUUGAUUCAUCUCCCCCCUGUUUUCCUCCAAACACUGCAUUUUUUUCUUUUCCUCCCCCCCUUGUUUGUUUAAAAAAAAAAUCCAAACUAAAUGUUCGACUUCUAAAGUUGUCGCGUUAUAAUCGGAUUAAUUAAUAACAAUUUGAAGAAAAGGGAAAGGGGGUGAAAAAAAAAAAACCCCGAACGAUGCCGUGUUCCCUAACAGGAGAACUCAUUAGGGUCAAUCAGUGUUCAUUAGUACCUUUUGUUUUAGUUUAGGGCUUUGCUGUUGUUGGGAUUGUUGGUUUCUUCUUUCUCUUCACCUUUUUUUUGGUUUGGAAAUAUUUCUGAUUGUAUGCAAGUAAAACUUGGCUUUCAGAGAGUUUUAAAAAGCAUUAAAGGUGCAAUCGGGUGUUUUUUUUUUUUUCUUUUCCGGGCACCUGAACUCCAGCUGUAUCAGUAAAUCCCAUUGAUCAAUUUUUUCCCCAAAAUUUUUUGGAGCCUUUCUUUAAAAAAAAAAAAAUCCGAAAGCAUGGAUGAUCAUCAGACCCGCAUGCUGUCGGGACUAACCGGGCUUGCAGGACUGGGCCAGGGUGACCCGAACGACCCGGAUCCGGUCCGGAAGCAGCAGGACAUCGGAGACAUCCUGCAGCAGAUCAUGGCCAUCACUGAUGAAAGCCUGGAUGAGGCCCAAGCCAGAUGCUGGCCAGAGGAGGGACGAGGCGACCCCACACAUGCAGGGGGAGCCGGGGGGAGCGCAGCAGGGGGAGAAUGCACCCUGCCGCUCGACUUCCAACACAGGAAACACGCGUUGAACUGCCACAGAAUGAAGCCGGCUCUCUUCAGCGUGCUGUGUGAGAUCAAAGAGAAGACGGUGUUGAGCAUCCGCGGCGUGCAGGAGGAGGAUCCCCCCGACCCCCAGAUCAUGCGUCUGGAUAACAUGCUCCUGGCCGAGGGAGUCUCAGGUCCCGAGAAAGGAGGCGGAUCGGCGGCUGCUGCGGCGGCGGCUGCAGCCGGAGGGUCCCCCAACGACGGGAGCGUGGAACACUCGGACUACAGAGCCAAACUCGCUCAGAUCCGCCAGAUCUACCACUCCGAGCUGGAGAAAUACGAACAGGCCUGCAGUGAAUUCACCAACCACGUGAUGAACCUGCUGAGAGAGCAGUCACGCACGCGGCCCAUCUCGCCCAAAGAGAUCGAACGCAUGGUGGCCAUCAUUCACCGCAAGUUCAGCUCCAUCCAGAUGCAGCUCAAGCAGAGCACCUGCGAGGCCGUCAUGAUCCUCCGCUCGCGCUUCCUCGACGCCAGACGCAAGAGGCGUAACUUCAACAAGCAGGCGACGGAGGUUCUGAACGAGUAUUUCUACUCGCACCUGUCCAACCCGUACCCCAGCGAAGAGGCCAAGGAGGAGCUGGCCAAAAAGUGUGGCAUCACUGUGUCUCAGGUCUCUAACUGGUUCGGCAACAAGAGAAUUCGGUACAAGAAAAACAUCGGCAAGUUUCAGGAGGAAGCGAAUCUGUACGCUGUGAAAACAGCCGUGGACGCAGCCAAUGUUUCUGCACAGGCCAGUCAGGCCAACUCCCCCGCCACGCCCAACUCAGGUGGAUACCCAGCGCCGUGUUACACACCUGACGGCCGGCUAUGAGGAGCGGUCAGGAAGUGCCCUUUACACCCCACACUGCCUAGCCGCCAAUAGCAGCUGGCAGGAAAACCUUAUCACUCCUCCACCCGGACAUCCCAGCAGCGUCCAAUCACAAACCUCCGUCAGAGAGAGAGAGAGAGAGAGAGAGACAGUAAACACAUAUACACACCCCACACACAUACACACACACAGGACUUCAACGCUUCCACCAGUCCAACUCCACUUCCUCCUCGGACUCGCCUUUUGUUUUACAAGCUUUUUACACGCGACCACCCCACACACACACACACACACACACACACACACACUCUUACACACACUUACACACUCCCUCACACUCAUUAGAGUUUGGACUUCAUUGGACAGUCAUCCAAGAGCGUUCGCUCGUCCCUUCCUGAAGCCGAAAAGAAAAAAGGCAGGAUAAGAAAAGAAGGCUGGAGAGAUGUGUGUGUGUGUGUGUGUGUGUGUGUGUGUAAAUCCACACAAGCGCACACAUACUAAUCCAGCUACAAGUGCAGACCAUGCAGGACUUCCAUCCUGUUUGCUUUGAACCAAAGUGCUGUCGAGUGUCGUGCGUUCGUCCGUCACAGAACUGCUCCGGACGACCGCAGCACGUAAAAAUACCCCACCGCUUGUCCUCGGUCCCCGUGUUCAGUUGCUACACCCUGUACACACCCCACGGCAGCCCACGUCACCAAGGUCAUGGGUUCACACGGAGAACACGUCGAUACCCGGACGCCGUCUUCCUGCGUUUCCAAAAAUACACUAAAUGAAUAUAUAAAUGUAAAACAGCAAAGCACAACUGUUCCGUGUCGAGACUCUGUAAUCCCAGAGGAAUGGAGGAGAAGGUGGAGGGCAUGUCUGUGCCGGAGCGAAGGGGACAGAGCUUUUAAUCACGCACCCACGGGCUACGUUUCUCACCCACAAAUUCUUUUCUUUUUUUCCGUUCGUGCGCAAUUUAUUUUCUUUCUGUUUAAAAAAGCUGAGGGCUUUUAAAAGCUUUUUUCCCUCACAAUGUAGAGUUCAAUAUAACUAAUGUGAGAUACGAGGGCUGUGGUUUACGUUUGGGCCAACUUUUGUUUUUUCUUUCCCUUUCUUUCUUUUUCUUUCUUUUUCUUUCAUUUUCUUUUAAGAAAAAUGUCUUCCAUGCAUGUUCGUUCUCGAAGACUUAAUUCCGGAAAGUCCUUGUGUGGCUCGUCAGGUCGUCUCUAUUUUUCCUAAGAAGUAAAUAUCGUGUAAGAGGAGGGGAAACGUAAUGUAACGGAAAACAAACUCCCCAAAAGUUCGGGCAUCAUGUUGUGUACUUUAUAGAGCGCUCCAGGAGAUUUCUUUCUUCUUAGUUUUUAUUUUAUUUGUGUUAUUAUAUACACAACAGCACGGCUCGAGUGUGCACAGCUAUUGGGUGCACUGCCUCAACCCCACUGUGUACACAAAAAAAAAAAACACAUGGGUAUAGGAAAAAAAAAAAAAGAGAGAGAAAAGAUUUGAAGAAAUUGAUUUGAAGCUCUUUCAUUUAUUAAAUUUUUUUGUCUUGUUACACUUUAUCUUUCUCUAUACGUGACCGAAAACGCAUCCAUACUGUGAUACUAGCAUGCCGCAUCGUCUUGUUUAAAAAAGAAAAGAAAAAAAAAGAAAAAACUUUCACCUGGCCGAGCAAACAAAAGGGCUCUUCUUCUUCUUCUUCUUCCUCUCCUCUUUUUGACGUCGAACCAAAUAAUGCAUGUGAUGGUUUUUUAAAGUCGGUGGAGUGCAGUACACACACGUGGAGGACGGUCACGUUACAACUUCACCCUCACUUUCAUCACGUGUGGAAAUAGUGUGGAUGUGGGUUUUUUUUGUUUUUUUCAAUGUCAGUCUCUCUUUUCUCUUUCUUUUUUUUGUUUUCUUUUCCAUCCCUUGCUAUUUUUUGCUCUUUAAUACUGACCGUGGGAGCACCAGAGCCUCCUGAUAUACAAAUGGAAAUUGUAACACAAUGGACUUGACACCCGAAAUGUAAGAUGGGUUUCGUUUAUGGGGACACACACACACACACACACACACACACACACACACACAGCUCAGAAAAAACCCAUUGUACCCACAUCUGUAUAGCUUAAUGUUACUUAAUACAUUUCAGCUGGCUGGCUUUUCUUCUAACUAAUGCUAUUACUACACCAAAAUAAUUUUUUUUAUGAUGAUUAUUGUUAUUAUUAUUAAUUAAUAAUAAUAAUAACAAUGAUACUUUCCCUCUUCCUCCUUUUUGUACUCGUCAUCAGCGGAUGUCAUUGUACAGAUUGUGGAAUGUUUAAGUGUAAUUUCUCUUUUUAUAAAAAUGUACACGUUUUGGUUUUAUGUUGUUCUGUUGAUUAUUCCCCCCCAACCCACCCCCCCCCGACUUUACUCCAUGAUCCGGAGUGCUUGUUUUUUUUUUGUUUUGUUUUUGUUUUGUUUUUGUACCUGUAAUGUUGCGUUUUAAGUCUUUUUUUUUUUGUUGUUGUUUUUGUCCUUCGGUUUAUGAAAUCCGUCGUUUUUGUGUUCGGUGCAGUGAAACCGGUUUUCUGCAGCUGUCAUGUGUCAAAGACGUUUCACGCUUCCUUAUCGAGCACGUCGUCUUCUUUUAGAGGAGACACAACAAAUAGGCGAAAGGUCACGGCUUCAGUCGCAGGCCGGAUUUUUGUGCGUUUUUUUUUUUUUUUUACGUGUGUGUGUGUGUGUGUGUUUGCUCACCAGGAGACCAGGCUCCCAGCAACUCUGCAGCUUUUUUUUUGUCCUUUUGUUCAGCUGCAGAGUGCGCGACGUUUUCAUUUACAACUGCUCAGAGCCCUGUUUUCUUGCGGCUGCGGCAUGAACGGACUCGUUCGCCACCACAAACGCGGCCCUGACAUCCUGAAAUUACACCACAUAUCUGGAAUUACUCAGAGCUUCACACCUGAGAGACAGAGAGAGAAUCUGACAUCCUGUUUACACCUGAAGCUUCUCUCUUCCGUCCACUAAAAAAAGCAAGAAAAGAGGAAAAGACAAACCUAACGUUCCAGUUCUUAUAAGUAACACACUGAUCGUUUUCAUCGUGAGCGUCCUCACCCCAAAAACGCGAUUCCAGACCCACAUAUCUGAUCCUUAACGAUCACAUGACCAGCUUUGAUUUCACUGCACCGGGGGGGAAAACCCCCACAAAUGAAACGGAUUCAUGGUUUUGUUACGUAUUAUUUCUAUUCCACCCGCUCCCUGUAGAACCUGUAGUAUUAUAUCCUUCCUCCCUUCCUCUCGUCUUUUCCGCUUCUGUAUUCAUCACUCGUCCUUUUCUCUACCUCUCCCCUGUUCUCUUCAUUUGUCUUGUAUAUAAAACCCUGCCAUUUUCAGACUUGUUAGUCUGGUAUGAACUCCUUUUAUACCUCAACUUUAGAACUGUUCUAGUAAGAGAGAAAACGAGAAGAAAAAAAAACAAAAAAAAACAAAACAAAGGAAAUAUGAGAAUUGUAGUGUUCCUUAUUAGAAAAUUGAAAACUAAUAAAAUAACCUAGUGUGCUUUUGA
Messenger RNA from Silurus meridionalis, 5595 nucleotides. It is a transcript of the gene pbx4, whose product is annotated as pre-B-cell leukemia transcription factor 4. Gene Ontology annotation, biological process: animal organ morphogenesis; regulation of transcription by RNA polymerase II; neuron development. Gene Ontology annotation, molecular function: DNA-binding transcription factor activity, RNA polymerase II-specific; RNA polymerase II cis-regulatory region sequence-specific DNA binding. The transcript is spliced from 9 exons. NCBI's taxonomy places the organism in Eukaryota, Metazoa, Chordata, Actinopteri, Siluriformes, Siluridae. Bases 975 to 2087 code for a protein of 370 amino acids. Gene Ontology annotation, cellular component: nucleus. The record is from RefSeq and is a predicted model, not a curated record.